UUUUUGUCUCAACUAAGUCCUGCAUGAGGAAAAACAGCAGAAAACAUGCAAAUUUAGAGUGCUCAAUAGAAACUCUCUUUUAUUUUAGGUGAUUAUUUGUGCACAAUUCUCUAUUUUAAUUUCUAAAGCCCAAGCGAGCGGAAGAUGAACAGUAACACGCCCAAGAGAUUUUACCCCAUUUUUGUUUCUUAAUUACGACGCUGCCAUUCGACUUUCAGAAACUGAUAAGGAGACGGGUUGCGAGAGAGAGAGAGAGAUUGAGGUCUUCUGCGAGAGAACAUACACAGAAAGAAGAAAAGGGAAAUUCACAUCACGAGACUGAUCGGAGAGAGAAGGAGAAGAGGGGGACGGGAGGAAGAAGAGGAACCUGGGUAUUGAUCUGAAACAUCUGGCUUUUUUGGGUUUUAAUUCGUGUUUUUUUUUCCCUCUCUUCAGUUUCGACACAGAGAGAAACAAAAAGAGAGAGGGAGAGCGCAAAGAGAACAAGGGAAGAAAUGAGAGAGCUCAGAGAAUUUGUAUUUUUAUUCCAGAAUCGCAACCCGAUCUGUGUGUGGAUAUUGGCCUCGAGACCCAUUUCUUAUUUGGUCUCCAAUACCAUUUUUACAAACCUCCAGCCAAUGGCAGCCAUAGAGUUCCAUCCAAUCUAAGAAGAAAACAGACCCUUAAUGCUGCUAUGGCCCUGGAAGCUUCUUCUUCUCCAUCCAUCUCAUCGGAUAUUCAGGGAAGAAAAGGGUAUCUAGACAGUAUUUGACACACUUUGAUUCGACAAGAGGAUGACAUAAUAUUUAGACAUUUGGAGAGGGCAAAAUAUUGUUACAAUGCUAACACAUAUGACCGUGAUGCUUUCUCAAUGGAAGGAUUUCAUGGUUUGCUGGUGGAAAUCAUGGAACUGAAAAGCUGCAUGUGCCUGUGAUAAGCUAAAAGACCCAAAAAAUAAAAAUUAUACAAGUUUUGGAUCAACAAAGAACAAAGCCAAUAGUCAUCGGGGCCAAAAGAAUAGUUAGGGGCAAAACCUAAGAGGGCCUUUUUUAUUUGCAUAAUGAAGUGUUCACAGUUAUACAGACUCAUCUUUGCUUUUCAUUUGAGUUUUGGACCUGACCAUCUGUUAUUAUUUACCAUUGAAUGUCCAGAAACAAAUGUGGUUUCUUUCACUCCUAUUCAUUUGUUUGGGAUUUGACAUUUGAAUCUUGCUUGCAUGCGAGCAAGAUUCGUGCAGGAAGAAUUAUGGUGUUUAACAUGGAUGUAUGUUCCCUUUUCUGAUUUUACUCCUAUACUUAAUAUAUGCUAAAUUGUUGUUAUUUGUUUAAUCCAUUUCUGGGAAGGCCAUUCACUGGUGGAGGUUAUCCUAAAGUACCUUUUGAAUUGUGCUACUGGCAUAUGUAUAUUUUGUCUAUACAUGUGCUGCUGUUGUUUACAUUGAGAAAGGGUGUAUAGAUGGAGUUCGUUUUGCUUAAUCAAUAUGACGUAGCCUUUAUAAUAUUACAAAAAAGACAACAGAAAGUGACGUUGUUGAUUCAAAUCCAAUCAUAGCCUAAAUGGAUUGGAUUUUAGAUUAACUUGGUUUGCUCCAUCAAUAUGACAUAGCCUUUAUUGAGUUCCAUUUGAGGCUUAGAAACAAUUUACAAGUUGUGCAAUAUAUGUUAAAGGGACUUCAUUGAUAUGGCUUUGGCGGCACAGGUAUACCGGGAUCUUGACAUUGGAUCAACAAAGCCUUCACCAGGACUGGAUUUGAAGGAAACAAGGAUCUGCCUGUUGUGCUAAAGACCAUGAUUGCAGAUAGAUACUAUAUAGCUGAAUGUCUGGGUUCGGCUGCAUUCAGUAAGAUUGUAUAGGCUCAUGAUCUUCACACAGGAGUGCAUGUUUGCCUAAAGAUCAUAAAAAUGACGAUGAUUUUUCUGAUCAGAGUUUUGAUGAGAUUAUUGUAAACAAGAAGAAAAUAAACCCACAGCAUUGCGCGGGCUUUAUGACUAGCCUGACCUAUUAGGCUAUUCAGCUAUUCUACUUUGGUCAAGUGUACCCACCACACUUCUCACUGUGAAAGAAGAAUGUUCACGUUGUCCAUCAAUCACUCAAGUUCACCCUAUACCUAAGUUUUCAUUAAUGUGUUCUUUGUUUCCACAGAGGGUCAGAGAAGAAUGUUCAUUGAAUCAUUUGCACUCCUUUUGCCAGUAUUUUGGUGGUCAGUGGAGAUUGCAUACAAAUACCAGAUUUGACGCCUUCUCGAAACAGUUUUCAACCUUCAUUUGAAUUCUGUACCCGUUUGUGUUUUUAUCUUAAUUCUGCUUGGUUCUUUGCUUUGGUGUUAAAUUUGGUUCCACACCCAUUUGAAAUGUAUCAGAACUUAAACGGGUGUUUGAAUUGGGCUCUAGUAUCUGGAUUGUAAUUUGAUCAAAAUCUAUAAUAAAGCUAUCCAGAUCUUCUUCCAGUAUUAACUCUGGUAAUAGAUUCAGGUUAUGAUUGCAUGGCGCGCUCGAGAUAUGGCCAUUUUUUAUGGAUGACCUACGUGCUUUUCAUUAUGCUGUCUUGUAGUUAAAGCAAUGUUUUAAUUGAAGUAAAGCGCGCGCCCUACGUAAAGCACCACGCCCAAAAACAUGCAGCUGGAGAAUCUAUACCAAUCUUUGUCGGUCGGAUAUCUAUCCUGUACUCCAUCCACAUUCGUCAUUGAUAGAUACUCCAACGCCUUAUAAAAUUUAUAUGGAAAUGCUGACCAAAGUGGCUUCACUUGCCACUCAAGAGUUCACUCUUUUAUGGGGUUUCAAAGGAGAAUUAGCAAAUCUGCGUGAGUCGCUGCUCUUUCUUGAAGCUGUGCUACGAGAUGCUGAACAGAAGCGGCAAGAUCAGGGCGAGGCUGUGAAGCUCUGGUUGGAGAAGCUUGAAGACAUAGCUCAUCUUGCCGAUGAUGUGUUGGAUGACUACGGAUAUGAGCUUCUUCGGCGUAAGGUGGAACUGCGAAACCAAAUGAAGAAAAAGGUGCAAAACUUUUUUUCUCUCUCCAAUCCUAUCUUUUUUCGUGCUAAAAUGGCACAUAAAAUUCAGAAAAUCAACACAUCUUUGGAGGAUUUAGGUAAAAGGGCAAGUGGUUUUGGAUUUGUUGCUAGGCCUUCCAUAGACGCAACAAGCUCCUAUGAUAGAAGAAUUGAUAGGGAAACCUACUCUGAGUUCAAAAAAGAUGAAAGCAAUAUCAUUGGAAGGAAGGAUGUUGUGGAAGAUAUAGUGAAAGCCUUGACCAACUCUAACAACAGUCAGGAAAAUGAUCUUUCAGUUCUAGUUAUUGUGGGAAUGGGAGGACUUGGGAAGACCACUUUAGCUAAAUCAAUAUAUCAUGAUGAUAAGAUAAAGCAACACUUCCAAGAAAAGAUGUGGGUUUGUGUGUCUAUCCCUUUUGAAGUCAACUCGAUUUUAAGGGGGAUCUUGGAGUCUGUUAAACCUGAACAUGCUGCUGUACAAACUAGAGAUGCAAUAUGUAGAAUCCUCAAAAAGGAAUUGAAAGGGAAAAAGUAUCUUCUUGUGCUUGAUGAUGUUUGGAACGAAGAUGCUCAAAAAUGGGAAGAACUGAUCAGUUGUUUGGUAAACGUCAAUAAUACCCAAGGAAGCAGCAUCCUUAUCACUACCCGUAGCGACAAAGUUGCAAAAAUGUUGGAGACCCUUCCUAGGUGUAAUUUAGAAAAACUAUCAGAUGAUGAAUGUUGGCUUAUAUUGAAGGACAUAGCAAUUCUAGUUAGCAGUGCUUCUAUUGCUGGAGAUCAAGAAAAAAUUGGAAGGGAGAUUGCUAAAAAGUGCAGAGGCGUGCCAUUAGUAGCAAAGGUGUUGGGAAAUAUGAUGCGUUCUAAAAGGUGUGAUGAAUGGCAAUCGAUUGUGGAUAAUGGUAUAUGGGAUUUACCGGAGGAAGAAACAAGAAUAUUGACGAUUUUGAAAUUGAGUUUUGAUGAAUUGAAAUCUCCAUCGCUGAAACAAUGUUUUGCAUAUUGCUCCAUGUUCAUCAAAGAUUUUGAAUUUGAAAAGUACGACUUGAUCCAACUUUGGAUGGCUCAAGGAUGGCUUCACCCUUCUCCCAACCAAAAUAAUCUAGAGAUGGAAGACAAAGGUAAUGAAUAUUUUAAUAUUCUGUUACAUAACUCAUUUUUUCAAAAUGUGAAAAGGGAUCACCAUGGUGAUAUAAUCACGUGCCAAAUGCAUGAUCUCGUUCAUGAUCUUGCUGAACGUGUUUCAAAGUCAAAGUACUUGCGCUCCGCAUUUUCAAAUGGAGCAGUCCUUUCAGACAACUCACCUGGAUUUAAAGCUCUACGUAUUUUAAAGUUACACAAUGCAGACGUUCAGGAGUUGCCAGAUUCAAUUGGAAAGUUGAGACACUUGAGGUAUCUAAAUGUCAUGUAUACAAAGAUCAAAGCAUUUCCCAAAUCUUUGGGUCAGCUUUAUAACCUUCAGACAUUUAAAAUGCCUUCUUACCUUCAAGAGUUCCCGAAGCAAAUUGCAAAUUUGAUCAACCUACGGCAUAUUUAUUUUGAUGAAACUGUGGAAGUUCCAGCUGGGGUAUUGGGAAGAUUGACUAAUCUCCGAUCAUUACCUCCUGUAAAGAUAGGUAAGGAGACAGGAACUGGAAUUGGGGAAUUAGGUGGCUUAAACCACCUGAAAGACCACUUAAGUAUUCGUAAUCUGGAACAUGUAAGAGAUAAAGAAGAAGCAGAGAAAGCAAAUUUAGUGGAGAAGAAACAUCUACGCAAGUUAUACCUCGGAUGGACGCUUAGGAGGCCGAGCAACGGUGCUUACAGUGACGAAGUUGUACUUGAAGUCUUGCGACCGCAUUCUAAUCUGGAAUUUUUGUGGAUAUCCGGCUUCAUGGGUGUUAAAUUUCCAUCAUGGUUAUCGCUAUCCAACAACUUAAAAGAGAUUGGAUUAUCCAACUGCAACCAAUGCGAAGGAGUCACAGUACUUGGCCAUCUGCCCAAUCUUGUACGUUUGGAUUUGAGCUGGAUGCAGAACCUCAGGUGUUUGGGAAAUGAGUUUUAUGGUUAUGAUCCGGUUUCUGAUGAUACAAAGGUUUUGUUUCCUGCAUUGAAAACAUUAGAUAUUGGGUGGGCGGAAAACCUAAUUGAAUGGAUGGAAAUGCCAACGGAAAGAGUGACGGUGUUUCCUUGCCUUGAGAAUUUGGGCUUGUCCUUUUGCGACCAAUUGAGAAGUGCUCCCAGUCAUUUUCCAUCUCUGAAAAGUUUGCGGAUCAUAGGCAUGAAUAACGGAGGCAUUCCAAUAGCAAGUAUUCUAAGCAAUAGUCUGACCACUCUCACUUCUCUACAUAUAAGCAUUGUAAAGGGACUUGCUUGUCUGCCGGAAAGGUUGUUAGAAAACAACCAGAAUCUUUCAUGUUUGUGUAUAUCCUAUUGUGAGGAGUUGACUUGUAUUGCUCCGCCCCAUUCACAAGGGUAUGAGCACUGCCGCCGCGCAUCUCUUCAGGAACUGAGAAUUAGUGGGUGUCCUAAGCUGCGGUGUUUGCGUGAUUAUGGGCUAUUAUCUCUUGAGAUGUUGGAGAUAAGAGAUUGCUCCAGUCUAGAGUCCAUCCCAAUCAUCCCUGAGCACGGUGGUCUCCCAUCUCUACGCCUAUUGAGGAUCGAAGAAUGUCCUCAGUUAUCCAGUCUACCUGAUGGGCUACAAUACUGCACAUCUCUUCAAUUUUUGCUAAUAGGGAGCUGCCCAAAGAUAACGUCCAUUCCAAUUCCAUCUGAGGGCCUCCUAUCCCUUGCUCGACUGUGGCUUCGGCAGUGUCCUGAGUUAUCAAGCCUACCUAGUGGACUAGGCUGUUGCGCCUCUCUUGUUGAUUUGUCAAUAACAGAGUGCCCUAAGCUAACGUCCAUUCCAAUUGACACUCUCAGUACAACCCUCCGUCAAUUGACAAUCCAGGGAUGUCAGAGUACACAAAUUGAUCUGCAAUUUUGUGCCUCUCUUGGGGAGUUGAGAAUAACAGGGUGUCCUAAUCUAGAGGCUGUUCCAAGUUUAGACAAGCUCACAUCCCUCCGUGAGUUGACGAUUUAUGAUUGUUCCAGAUUAACAUGUCUACCCAGUGGGUUAGCAAUGGCAUCCCCACACGUAUUCACCCGUCUCAAGGAAUUGACACUUGGUCCGUUUUGGAAUGAGCUGGAUUCAUUCCCUGCUUUUCAGGUUCUACCACAACUUGAAGAAUUAAGUAUCUACGGGUGGCCUAAGCUCAAGUCUCUGCCUGAACAAAUUCAACACUUGAUGUCUUUGACCCAUUUGUGGAUACAGGACUUUGAGGGAGUGGAGGCCAUUCCAGAUUGGUUGGGCAACCUUGCAUCUCUUCACUGGUUAGUUAUUUGCAGAUGCGAGAAUCUGAUGUAUCUACCUUCCGUCCAAGCUAUGCACCGCCUCACCAAAUUAGAUUCGCUAUACAUCACCGAAAGUCCCCUUUUGAGCGAAAGAUGCAGCGGCCCAGAAUGGCCCAAGAUUUCUCAUAUUCCAAACGUCCAAGUAUGAGCGUGGAUGGUUGUGACGCAUCAAGAAUAAGAGCUGCCUGCUGCUGGUAUAAGUCAAUUUGGAAUUGCUCGAAAUUUUGCAGUAAUAUGUGAGCAUCUACAAUUCAAUAUCAUCUCUCUCCAGCAUGGCAGGAUAUCACCUUUAACUGGAAAAAGGUGGUUUGAUGCUCGUCUUGUUGUUAAAAAUAUUAAGAGCCACUCCAAUUGCUACAGGAAGUGGUUAAAGCAUAGCAUAUAUUGGCCAUGAUAGAUUCAGUUAUGGCCUUAAUGGCAGUUUGGGGAUUUUCAUGAGCACAAUUUAUUUGGAUAUCCUGAUUUUCAAAGUUUGUGGGUAAAUCCAGGACCUGAUGACUCUUCCUUAGUGUCGAGCCAAGCAGCGAAACCUUUUGGUUUGUGUCUUCAAACUGUUUAAUGGAGAACUUUUAAUGGCUUGUAGCUUGAAGGUCUGCCCAAAUUUUUUGUUCCUGUCUUCGUCAAGACUCAAGACAGCAUCAAAUAUAUGCGCAAAACUGGUCCUUGUAAUUUUUCAGCAAGACUAUGGGACUAUAUUUUCACCAUUUUGGUACUGGGGACUUACAAUGUCGAGCAGUUGACCAGUUCUGUUGUACCAUAGAGCAACUUUUAUCAUUCUACUUUGUGUCUUUUCUUGGAGAUUUCUCUAACUCUUUGGAUUUUCUUAGUUUGAACUUUGAAGGAAGAUGACAUCAUGGUUCCAAAGAGUCACUGGAGUUGGCUUUUGGAGAGAUAUUGAAAGCUGGUUGAGAACAUACUGGGAUGCCGGUUCAUAAUAUCUUUCCAAUCCUUAUCUCCAGGUGGCUUGACAGUUUAGAUUUAAUGGAAGAAUUGUUUGUCAAUCAUUCUCCAAAGAAAACAACCAAGUUGCAGAUGCUUUUGCAGAUUGGAAGACAAUCAAUUCAUUCACUAUUUUGAUUUGGGAGGGGCGUAUUCUGUAGGUCGGUGUUUAGGAGUUUUAUUCAAUAGGAGAAACAACAGUUGUGCAAUAGGCGCAAAGAGAGUCCAGGUGAAGAAGGUGGUUGCUCUUGUGCUGCCAUGAAAGUAAUAAAAGGCACUCCAGUUGAUACAGGAAGUGGAUAUCGGUCAUGAGAUAUUCAGUACAUUAUGGUGGUUUCAGUGUGUUGAUGGGCACGAUUUCUUUGGAUAUCCUAAUUUCUGAAGGCACACUAAAAAAUUUCCUAAAUAUAUUGUCUGCAAUUGGGUCUGAUUCAUCCUUACUGCCCAGCCAAGCUGAACAUCAAGUUCCCUUUCAGCAAAAGAAGCUCUCAGUCUGCCUCCAAACUGUUGAAUGUGGCAUAUUCAGCUCCCAAGUUUACUACUUUUUGCUGUUCAAAUUCUUGAUGGAUGUGGCUUAUGCUCGUAAUGAAUUCUUAUCUGAAGAGAGAAAACUGGGGCUUGAGGACGCAUCGGAAGAGAGCAGUGGAGUAAUAAUUUAACAAAGCUGUCAUUAGACAGAGGCUUCAGGACUUGGAAGGUAUACAAAAGGCUCUUGUUCAUUGCUGCGGAUUCUGUAGUCAUGUGCAGCUUCCAUUAUUGCAGCAAAUUUUCCAUUUGUUGUUGUACCAAUAAUACACAUAGAAGCGUCUUCUUGACUUGAGCUUGGUAUCAAACAUGAAAAAAGAAGUCUCCUUUUAAUUUC
Molecule: messenger RNA, 8136 nt
Organism: Rosa chinensis
Lineage: Eukaryota; Viridiplantae; Streptophyta; Magnoliopsida; Rosales; Rosaceae
Product: putative disease resistance protein RGA4
Exons: 14
Coding region: 2695-6483 (1262 amino acids)
Biological process (GO): defense response to other organism
Molecular function (GO): ADP binding
Source: RefSeq, a predicted model, not a curated record